UUAAUAUACUUAAAAGGACUGGCUAUUUUUGAAAACGUUGAUUUCGAUUUUCUAGGAAAUACGACAAAAGAGAUACAAUUCAUUCAAGACAGUAGUAUGUGUUAACCGGGAUGUCAACAUUGUGUUCAUUGCGUUAACAGUAGGCGAACGAGCUUACAGUGAACAACUGAGUGGAAGUGGAAGUUUUAGUGUUGACGCUUUCGGCGUUUCUUCGACACACACCUUGCUUCACCGCGUUGGCUCGACCUGCAGUAACUUGUAUGUUUAUCAAAAUGGCAGCCCCCAUAGAAAGAAAGUCGGAACACACUGCAAGUGAACACAGUAGCCAAAAGAGAAAGAAAGAUGGGUCAUAUAUUAAGCAUGGUAGAAAACCAGACAAAAGUGCUGUGAAUGUGAAUGAGAACUCUGCUAUCAUUGCAGCGUUCAGUUACCAGAAGGAGCUGGAUGAAAAACAUGAUAAAUACGAAAGGUUGGUGAAGCUUAGUCGUGACGUGACCAUUGAAAGCAAGCGGGUCAUUUUUUUACUCCACAGGAUAAGUAGUGAAGAUACUUGUGAAGCAAUCCUUAAAGAAGCAGAUGAAAAAAUCUGUCAGAUUGGUAAAAAAUUAAAGGGCAUCGCUGUUGAGCUCGAAGGGGAGGAUCCGUACCGCUUCCUACGUGCUUACACUAAUGGACUACAGGAGUACAUAGAGGCAAUCUCUUUUUACGAAUAUAUACUGAAUAAGCAACUACUAACUAUGAAAACUACAGAAGAGAAACUUACAUUCAAGGUUCCAAUAACAAAGGAAGAAACCAGUGAAAAAGACAAAAAUCAGAAACAAACUGAAGCGGUUGAAACCAGACAAAUCCAGUUACAGCUUCCCCCAGUAGAGUAUGUUUUAGGACUUGCUGACCUAACGGGAGAACUCAUGAGGUACUGUAUAAAUAGUAUUGGCCAUGGAAACAUAAAAAAACCAUUUGAACUAGUGUCCUUCAUGCGAGAGAUAUACGAGGGCUUCUCACUGUGCUCUGCUUCAGCUUCUCGUGAGUUAAAACAGAAGAUGGAAACGAUGAGACGAAGUUUAAGGAAAGUUGAGAAUACAUGUUAUACGCUACAAGUGCGCGGCUCUGAGAUACCAAAACACAUGUUAAUGGAUGCUAUCACUGCAGAGCCCCAAACUGAAGAAGCAGCUCUUUGAUGAUGUCAAGUCAGUUUUUUGAGCCAAAGUAUAAUGUUAAUGUUAAGGGGUGAGGACAACUUAUUGUAGUGCUGUUCCCCAUGUGCAGUGUUGACUACUCAACCUGAAGAUGGCAUCCACUUCAGUGGGGCACACACAUUAUUGUACAAUUGGCUGACAAAUCCAUCUGAACUUUCUUUGAGUGCUAGAUGAUGUGCUACAAUGGCUGAUUGUUGGUGGCAGACUGAGAAAAUUUUCAUUGCGAAAGAUCUGUUUGUUGCUUUACAUUCUCUGUGAAAUUACGUCAACUGUUGACUGUAGUGUGUGCCCCCAGCUUUAUGGUGUGAAGAGAUUUUACACCGGUUUAGCAACUGCACUGCACACCAAACUGGUAAAUAUUCUGUUGUGUUUUUUUUUUUUUAUAUCAUUUUGGAAAAAAUAAAGAAAGAAUACAACAAAA
Messenger RNA from Anneissia japonica, 1617 nucleotides. RefSeq names its product translin-associated protein X-like. Bases 261 to 1178 code for a protein of 305 amino acids. Lineage: Eukaryota; Metazoa; Echinodermata; Crinoidea; Comatulida; Comatulidae. The record is from RefSeq and is a predicted model, not a curated record. Gene Ontology annotation, cellular component: nucleus; cytoplasm. The transcript is spliced from 5 exons. Gene Ontology annotation, molecular function: RNA binding; sequence-specific DNA binding; RNA endonuclease activity.